Triticum turgidum subsp. durum (durum wheat) is the source of this 1053-nucleotide messenger RNA. NCBI's taxonomy places the organism in Eukaryota, Viridiplantae, Streptophyta, Magnoliopsida, Poales, Poaceae. The record is from the annotation of a GenBank genome assembly.
AUGGCCGGUGGCGGCGCCGACGAGUUCGGUCGGGCGGCGGCGAGGGCCGCGGUGGCGCGGACGCUGCAGGCGGCGGGCUUCGCCUCCGCGACCCGCUCGGCGGUGGACGCGCUCGCCGACGUCCUCCUCCUCUACCUCCGCCUCCUCGGCGGCGCCGCCAACGCCCACGCCAACCACGCCGGCCGCUCCGCCCCCAACGAGCUCGACGUGCUGCAGUUCCUGGAGGAGACCGGCGAGGCGUACCAGGGCUUCGAGGGCGCCUCCUCUACCCGCGGCUGCCUCGUCGGCUCCGGCGUCGUCAAGGAUUUGGUCGCGUUCGCUGGUGAUGCCGAUGACAAGCCGCUCUCCGUGAGGCAGCGGCUGCCCAGGUUUCCGGUGCGGCAUGAUCCGCCGCCGUCGCGGCCGUGUGUUAGCUUUGCGUCGCUGGGCCGGGGGAGCGGGAUGAGGCAUGUGCCGGAGUGGCUCCCGGCCUUUCCGGAGCCCCAUACGUAUGCGAUGGCCGAGGAGUCGGGCGAGAUGGUCGGGGGGUCGUCGGCUGUGGUGGAUGAGGUUGAGCAGGUGCGGCGGCAGAGGAAGGCCGAGAAGUCGCUGCUUGGUUUGCAGCGGCAGCUGGCGCUCGCGGGUGGCAACGGGAUCCGCCCGGCGAUGGUGGUGGAGGAGGGUGCUGGCAAGGGGAAGGAGCUAGAUAGGGCUGUGGUCAAGAGCAAUCCGUUUAUUCAGUCGGCACUGUGUUAUGGGGAGAAGGAGGUGCCAGAGGUUGCCGUGCCAAAUUUGGGGAAGAAACACUCUGCCCUUGAGAACUUUGCACCCACUUUCACACAAUCAGAGGAUGAAAAACUUGAUGAGGGGAGGAGGGACCAAGGUCGAUGUCGGAAAAGGAUAGUUCCAAAGGAGAGGCCACCGGUGUAUUUUAGGAUAGGGACUGAUAGGAAGUCAAGGGUGAUGGCAUUGAAUUCGAGAGCCUUGGAGGACCGUGAGGGCCCCUUGUUCCUGGAGGAUGAUCGGAAGCGGAGGGCACUGUCGAUAGCAGAACCAAUGGAGAAGCCUAGCUGA